Molecule: messenger RNA, 4747 nt
Organism: Acipenser ruthenus (sterlet)
Lineage: Eukaryota; Metazoa; Chordata; Actinopteri; Acipenseriformes; Acipenseridae
Product: leucine-rich repeat-containing protein 75B-like
Exons: 4
Coding region: 420-1511 (363 amino acids)
Source: RefSeq, a predicted model, not a curated record
ACACACACACACACACACUCACGCGUGCACAUCUAAAAGAAGAGCCUAAAGCCAGCAACUGACCAACCAGCUGACUUUUAAACGCGCGCCCCCGUCACACACCUUCCAAGGAGAAUAAGAAGAUAAACAAACCUCAGCAUGUUCGCAGACAGAUACAGACACGGUCGCGCUGUCAGAACCUGACGAGAGGUCGUGCCGCUCCCGACUUUUAAAACCCUCCUUUUCUCUCAUUUAUUUUAAAAGAACGGCUCUCUCUUAUUAUUAUACAUUUUCUUGAAUGUUGCUGGCAAAACAAGUUGAAUUAAUUUCUUGCCUUCUUUGAAAAUAGGGUUAUAUUUUUCCCUUUAUAUUGUUUGUUUGUUUGUGUGUUUUAUUUAUUUUAUUUUAUUUUUAAACAAAAAUAUCAUAGUUCUUAGAGAAUGGGUUCUAGGUUGAGCAGACAAAGCAGUCUGCAAGACGAAACGGAAUUUUCUAAGAAAAAACGACAGCAGAGCCCCGGGGAAGAUGGGGCGAGCGGCGGCGGAGACUUUCUAUUUACAUCCCUGAUCCUAAAGUCCGACAAGCUGCCGGGGAUGCUCAAGAAAAACAACCCAGCUCCCUACACGCGAAGGGUAGGAUGGAUCCGGGAUAUCCAGGCGCUUAUCCGCGAAUGCAAAGUGGAGCAGGCAGUCGACGUUAUCAAAUUACUAAGAAAGGAUUUGGGUUUGGAAGGCACUUCCCUAAAUGAUAUUCUCUACAAGAAUGCAGCGUUUCUUAAUCUGGUUGAUCCCAUCUCUCACGAGCUGCUGCUUAGCCUGGCUCGUGACUUACAGUGCCCCAAGAAGGAGCUGGACCCCUUGAAGUCUUCGGAUAAGAUAUGCAGGCAGCUGAUCUACCACCUGACCCCACACUCCAAGUGGCUGCGGCAGAGCCUGCCGCGGAGGAAGUCACAGGCGUGCCUCAAAACAAUGUUACAGAAGAAGGUCUCCAGCGGCUCAUUGGACUUAUCUGGGAUUCCACUGUCAGCGCGCGACGUCCACCGGGUGGCGUACUACCUGCAGAACAACCGUGACGGGAUUGCAGCGGUGGACCUGAGCUUCACCGAGCUGCACGACGACCACCUCCUCAUGCUGCUGCCCUACCUGGGCGCGCUGCCCAAACUGACCAACCUGGCGCUCAACGGCAACCGCCUGACCCUGUCCAUCAUCAAGGACCUGACUGAGGCCCUGAAGGAUGUGGGCAAGUUCCCCAGCCUCUCCUGGAUCGACCUGGGCAACAACGUGGACAUCUUCACCAUGCCACAGCCCCUGCUCGUGGCUCUGCGCAGACGCUGCAGCCUCAGGAGCAGCCUGCCGACCAUCUACGAGUACACAGAGGGGCAGGUGUAUGACUACACCCUGGAGACCUCCAUCGAGGAAGCCAGCCACUACGGAGACGAAGAGGAGGAGGAGGAGGAGGAGGACCUAGAACGCUGGGCAGUGACGGACAAGAGCGACUCCCAGAGCUUCACCCUGCAGUGCUGCGAGAGGUGAUGAGCCAGCCUCUCUGUUAAGAGCGGUUUGGAAGAAGGUUCACCUCAAUUUAAAUUAUAUGUAUUGGCAUGUCUGAGUUAGUGCCAUACAUUUGAAAGCUUGUCCCAAAAUAGCACCCAUACUUCACAUCCAGUUUCGAUAUGGCGUAGCCAGUGACUUACCGGGUGGUUGACGGUGCUCCUGGAGGCAAGGCAGAAUUUCAUUGGAGGAUGAGAGAUUUAAGAAGAGGCUCCCUUUAGCGGCAGUCGAGGCAGGAGAGUCUUUGAGGGCAGAUUGUUUUAGAGAGGUCGAUGAGAGAACUGCAUAGUGAUGGAGCUGCUAGAGCAGGAUUUAUUUUACAAUCAGAGACCGAACAAAAAUUUCUACUAGGACUGAGCCUGUCUCUUGUAGGCUUGGUCUAGCUUGACAUUGUGUGUGAGUUCUGUUAAUCUCCCAAAAAAACAAAUAAACUGAACAGACUAUUCAGGCUUCAAACGUCACGUGACUGCAAACUGCAAAGUCAAGCCUUUUUUUCAAAACGUUCACUUGUGGCCACCACACAUAUCACUUGUGUAAAUGUCCUUUAUGGUAGAACAUUGUGUGACACUAUUUUCAUGUGGUCUUUGCUGUGAAGUCAAGUUAGUAAUUACGUUUGUGUAAGGAUUUUACUGGACACUGAUAAUCAAAAGUGUAUUUAACUGUAACUUCAUAAAUGUUAAACACAAUACACACAAAGGUAUUCUCACUGCAAUCCAGCAGUAUAAUGUGGGUCAGUUCUGGUUUAACAUAAUUACUUACUGCAAAGACGGAUGGGGUCUUGUUAAUUAAAAACAAAUCUAAUAAAUGGUGCAAUAGCCAGAGCACAACCCCAGAAAACUAGAUCUGCAUUACUGUGAGCAGAUACUGAAAUCUGAAACAACUGUGCUAUCAUUUUAAAAUGGAUUUCUCUAUUUUUAAUGUUGUUUUUAGCCAUUGUUAUUGCUUUGUCAGGAAGCCUUUUAGCUCACUGGAAGUGCUAAACAUUACGUUUAGCGAAUCAUUGUAUUUUUACUGGCUUGUAUUCUAAUACCCUGUCACUGAUAACACCCCACAUAUUUAGGUGCCAGGCUGUACCACUAUAUUCCCAGAAGUGUCAGAGUAUUUCCAGAAAGUAUAAAUGUGUAACAACCAUAAGAUAAUGAAUUAGUCAUCAUUUAACAGUGGGAGCAGGACAAAUCUAACUGCAAGAGCCCUGUUUGGCAGUGAGUGCACAGGAAAAUCUUCCUAAGAGGAAUCAAACCAUUUUCAUAAGGUAUAAAACUAGCAAGAAACAACGUCAUUGUAGCUUGGAGCAUGUACAUCACUGCUCUGUGCCCCGCAAUGUUACAAAGCUAGCAAGGACCAGCUAAGGUGAUUGUUAAAUGACACUCCUGAGUUAAGUGUUUGAGGCUUUUUAGAAAUAGACUCAGUGCUGUGGUUACUGCUGUGUGAAUAUGACUGUGUGUUUCGGAUUGUAGCUGCUUGGACUAUCUCAUGACAAGGACAGUGGUCUGUGGGCCUGUGAUCCUGACCGGGGGUAGCAGAUUGCUGCUUCAUUCAUGGAGAUGUUUUAAAAGGACAUGGUUUUAAGGAUCAUUUGCAGAAGGUUCAACCAUCACUGUCCUUGUCACUGAUACUUGCCACUGGGGAUCACAACCCAACACUGAAAAAAAAAGACAGUCCUGUGUGUGUAAUAAAUCUGUAUUUGUGAACAUAAUGGUAAACGAGUAAAGCGUUUACCAUUACAGUCCAUGUAUGUUUGUAAUGAACUAUAGUACUGUGUGUGCUGUAUAUAACUGUCUUGCACACAUAACCUUGUGGUUCUACAGCCACUCCAUGCAGCCGUGUACUUGUUUAUUUUUCAUGACCGUGUCCCGCGAGGGCGUUUGAAGUCCUGAUGCCCCAUUCCUACUGGAAUGAAAUGAGGAUAAGUUGUGUUGACAAGGGCUGUCCCUGGACUGUAAGAGCCUAAUGCCCUUCUAACUGCUGUACUGCACUGUAUAAACCAGACUGGACUUUGAAAUGAAAUAAAGGAAUUCUGCCCAUCCUUUUCAAAGCUACGACAAAAAUGAUUGAUAAGCGUGUAGCCUUUAAGCACAGUAAUAUAGUGAUUCCUCUGUUGCCACUCAAACAAUAUCCAAACAAUUAAAAAAUAAUGAAGUACUUUAUUACCCUGUCAAGGUUUGCCAAAUAGAGUAACGUAAGCAAGCUUUUCAGAUCAAAGACAUUUUGAAACUUGGAUUCAGUGUGAAACAGAGCUACAGACCAAACUGUAGCAGCUGGGCUAGGAAACACAAACUCCCACUCACCACCCCCCAGUAAAACGGGAGACAGAGAAUUCUAAUAAUAUACCAUUUAUUGUCAAUCCAGAGGUUUUUCCAGCAACCAGACUAUAAACACAGCAGAUCUUAGUAACGUUUCCUGUUGAAAGAAUUACACUCCAGUUAAUAUUUCGAAUACCAAAGGCAUUUAAAUAACAGCUGUAGAGUGUGUUAAAAUAGACCCCAGUGUUUAUUAAGAUCACUGUAAGCAUAUCACUUUUACACUGCAGUUUUAAAAUGCACUAUCAUGUGGACUAUAUAAAAGAGGGUAUUUCAUUACCAGCUGGUGCUUCGUGUGAAUCUUGCAUCUUGUUAUUGGUACCCUUGCUAGGAUUCUGAUGUUCACCUGUUCAAACUGGAGCACUAUGCACAUACAUAUCUGCACAUCAGUAAUUCAAUGUAAUGUAAUAAUGUAGCAGUGUCAGUGCUGUUUUGGAAAGAAUCAUCCCCCACAUUGGAUCUGCUUUAUUACACAAUUCAAUUAAAUAAUAUAGAUGAAUAAGAAGAACAUUUAAAAUUAAUUCAAAUAGCGACAAAUUGCUCAUGCAUGAAUUUCUACCUAAUGAUCAAUUCAAAUAGAUGUUGCUCAAUAUUGUGCAAUCCUAUGAACAAAUCUGUACUAUGAACCUGUACUCCAUAUCUCACACUACCUAAUAAUAAUCAGCAAAUUAAUAAUCUCUGCUUUCUGUAGCCCUGAAUCCUACCAGCAAAGAACGGAAAAAAAAAAAAAAAGCACACGAAUUACGCUUUCAAAAUGUUAAACCAAUCAAGUCAUGGACUCGGGUUAAACAAGAGAAACGUUCUGUUUUUUGCUAUUUGAAUUUUGUCCAGGUGUCUAAAAGAGCGUCGGAUGGACUGCAGUUUUACUUGUUUGUGUGUUUUGGGUGCCACUGUUUAAAAAAUAAAGAAAUAAAUAAC